This is a messenger RNA of Rhipicephalus microplus (southern cattle tick), 3403 nucleotides long. It is a transcript of the gene Pak3, whose product is annotated as p21 (RAC1) activated kinase 3. The record is from RefSeq and is a predicted model, not a curated record. Lineage: Eukaryota; Metazoa; Arthropoda; Arachnida; Ixodida; Ixodidae. Gene Ontology annotation, biological process: protein phosphorylation. Gene Ontology annotation, molecular function: protein serine/threonine kinase activity; ATP binding.
GCCUGUAAACGACGCAUACGUCAGCGUGGCCACUAAACCGCCGGCUGAGUCGACAUUAAAAAAGUUUUCGCUCGGCGCUGGGUGUGUAAUACAACAAAUGCGGACCAGAAAAAAGAUCGUAGAAGUGGCCUCUUCUUGAGUUGGCUUUAUCAGGUUGCCCUGACUAGACCGAUCCCAUCGCAACAAUACCUGCCAACUGAACGAGGCCGUCUGUGCUGUGCCGUGUGCGCCGCCGAAUUCCGAAAGCCACCAUGAGCUGGUUCAGGCUGAAGCGUAAAGACAACAAACGUAGUGUCGACUCCGGGGUGAUUGAAGAAAUUGGACAGCCGUUUCAAGUGUCUCACGUUGUUCACGUCGGCUACAAUCCUGCAACGGGAGACGUGGAAGGACUGCCCGAGCCAUGGCUGAAACUCUUGCAACAUUCCAACAUUUCCGCCAAGGAACAGAGCAAGCACCCAACUGCUGUUCUACAAGCCCUAAAGUAUUAUCAACAUUCCAUAAAAAACAAGAAUGGUGUGGCCAAGUUUCUGGGCACAAAGGAAACCGUGGAACAAGAAUCAAAAGAGAUUGCAGACACUGUUCCAGAAAUGAGCGAUGAUGAAGGCCUUGAUGACCUUGACGAACAACCAGAAGAGGAAGUUGUACCAUCAAAACCACUACCCGCGUACGAGGACCAGAAACCCCCCGUCGCUCCACUCGCAUCUCCAGUUAUGCGAAGUAAACGAGAAGAAGCGCCCCGAGUGUCUGAAGAAGAGGUCAUGUUGCAGCUCCAAAACAUAGUGAAUCCUGAAAACCCAAGAGAACGGUAUUCAUUAAUGAAUAAAGUGGGCUCAGGGGCAUCAGGCACAGUGUACACAGCAACAGAUCGCCGAACGCAGCGUAAGGUAGCUGUGAAGACUAUGGAGCUGGCCCAGCAGCCCAAGAAAGAGCUGAUCCUGACCGAGAUCGAGGUCAUGCGGCAGAACAAGCACCCCAACCUGGUCAACUUCCUGGAUGCCUAUCUGGUCGACGGAGACCUGUGGGUGAUCAUGGAGUACCUCGAAGGUGGGGCUCUGACGGACGUCGUGUCGGAGACGGUCAUGCGUGAAGAGCAGAUGGCUGCUGUGUGCCUUGAGGCGACACGAGCCAUUGCGUUCUUGCAUUCUCAGGGCAUCAUCCAUAGGGACAUUAAGUCUGACAACGUGCUGCUUGGUAUGGAUGGUGCGGUGAAGGUGACCGACUUCGGUUUUUGUGCCCAAAUCCGUCCUGAUGAGAAGCGGCACACCAUGGUGGGCACACCUUACUGGAUGGCACCAGAAGUGGUCACUCGAAAGCAGUACGGACCCAAGGUAGAUGUCUGGUCAUUGGGAAUCAUGCUGAUAGAAAUGAUGGAUGGUGAGCCUCCUUACCUGAACGAGACUCCCCUGCGAGCCCUCUACCUCAUUGCGACCCACGGCAAGCCUCACAUUAAAGAUCGAGAACGGCGCUCCCCUCAGCUUAUAGAUUUCCUCGACCGGUGCCUUGAGGUGGAUGUUGAGAAGCGUGCCACAGCACAGGAGUUGCUGGAACAUCCGUUUUUGCAGAAGGCAGCCUCACUCUCAACCAUUGUGCCUCUGAUAAGGGCCGCCAAGAAAGUGCUCAACAAGGCCUGAUUGAAGACGUCUUUUUUUACUAGACCAACAAUCGUUAGAUUGACUACACUAGCUGCAACAGACUGUUUGACAUGGCAAUCACAGUUCCACGGGUGCCAUAAUUCCAGGCCAUUUUUAUAGAACCACGAAGCACCGAUUUGUCUUUUAGCUGUGUGUUGUGAGACCGUGGUGUCCUUAUCACACAUUCAUCCGUGAUUUCAGCAUCCUGCGAGACAGGCAAGGGAGGCCCGUGUUCUUUGUCUCAAAUAUGCAGGGCUUCCUUCUCUUCAUGUGCCUUCUUUUGAUCCUCAUUAAACUAAUGUUUCGUAGUUGUGACCGCAGUGCUAGCCACUGCCAAGCCGAACAAUUGCUCAUCGAGGGAGGCUUGAUAACUUAAAAGAAUUAAAACACCUCAUCGUUUUCUUUAAAUUUGUAAUUGGUUUGCUUUUGCCUUUUUCGUAGGAUUGAUUGAGGUUCCGCUAGUUAAGUUUGGACCACUGUUUUGUUAUGAGUCGGUCAGCUGCAAAGAAAUGUGUGGAAGUUUAUGCAUUUUCUAUUUGUUUGCCGGUUUUUGUGAUGACCUCUGUGCGAAGACGUUAAAGCUCAUCUUGUACCAGGGCUUCAUAUGGCAUUGAAGGCCUCAUGUUUUGGUGAAAAAUUUAUGAAACUUUUAUGCGUUUCUCAUGUUGUUUUUAAUCAAGGAUGAAUAGAACUCUUUACUCGGUGCUUGAUGUUCGCACAAUGCACAUUUUAUAUGAGAGUAAAAUUCCGAGCUCGGGAAACGAUUGCUUCCAUUGAGUGCAUUCCUCUAUACUGUAGCAGAGUCUCCUAUGGUUUUUGUUCAGAUUCCUCAUGUGUCCAAUCAUUUGUGAACCUUCGUCUAGCUGUCCCUCUUCCUCAGUAGUAGUACUCGAGAGUAAGAUGAAUCUAUGCUAACCUCGCCAUGGAAGUUUUAUCUUAACAGUUCAUCAUGCUACCACCACUGCUGCCAAGCUUUACAGGGUUGCUGUGAUCAUUAAAGCAGCUGUGUGCUAUUAUUAUUAACCUUUGUCACACAAUCCUUUCGGCUGUUGUUUCACUGACUCACAAAUGUGUUGGCCAGACACAUUGAAGCAUUUGUUGCACGCUAUUUAAAAUAAUCUGCUUGUUCUAUCAAUUGCACUGUGUGAGUACCGUCAUUCCUGAAAAACUAGCAAUAACUUUUGAGUCUUGAUGAAUGUGCUAUUGCAUGAUUACGUCAGUUUGUGCGCAUUUGAAGAAGAAUGAAAGAUGAUGCGUCGUGGGUGCAACAAGCUAGUGCGCAGUUUAUCCUGUCGGUACACGGUAGGGAGCGUCGGCUUUGUUGCCAUAGCGUGUCUUGCCAUAACAGAUGUCUGAGAGGCCUCUGGCAUUGGAUUAUUCUGCCAGUGUCAAUUCCUGUUGGCUCAUUGGUGGACUUGCAGCGAGUAUUCAGCAAAGUGUUUUAGAUUAUGUUUGAUGAUUUGAAAGGUGAUUUGUCCUCAUGAACCCUUACUGCCCCGAUGGCGACGUAUUGCACGGCAAUAGAAGACUCUGUUCUUUUUUAUGUAUGAAUUUCUGACUGUUGACUUUCAAUUGUUUCUUGGAGGCCAUCUCGAAAGAAAAAGGUCACACUCUAGUCAAACUCGCUGGCGUGCAGCGAGCACUUGAGUUAUUUUUUUUUGCUGUUUCUAUGCAAUUAUGUAUAUUUUGAUCAGAGAAAUAUUUUGUGUAUUCCAAUUGUGUAUUUUUGAUACCUUUGUAAAAAAAUAAUAAAUUUUUUUAUGCCAGUGUCA